AUGGAGGCACGCAAGCCAUCAUACCACGCCAAGGUGCAGUCUCGUUAUGUCGUUGCUCGCAUUGCGUUCCUAGUUGGCGAGCGCCGUGGACAAGAAAACUUGAAGAAGGACCUUGUCCGACGCAUCAAAAUGUUGGAAUACGCCCUGAAACAAGAGCGUGUAAAAUUCCAUCAGUUCAAGGCUUCCGUUGCUGCCGCGGCUCAGUCGGGUUCACGACCACCGGCGGAAGACUCUUCGAAUGCUGCUUCAGCUUCUGUUGCCGUAGUUCCAUCUCGGUUUCUCCCAGAUAGCCCAAAACCGAAACCUCUUGAACCUUGUGCGAAGUUAAAUCGAACCACGAAGCAAACUUUAGAGGCUCGGAGAAAUUGGCUUGAGAGCCGUUGUCGUUUACGUCAAUACCUUCAAGAAAUCGGUUCUGCAGAUGCCUUAUUGAAUGUUCGACAGGCAAGGGUUCUUCAGCUACUGAUGUCCACUCCUGGCUGGCGUGGUGCUCUUGAUCAGGAGGGCGCUGCUAUUGACCCUGGCGUUAAGCAACACCUACGACUAGAUGGUCCUUGGGCCGGGGCAACCUCAGAUGAGAAAGCAAAUGGGGUAGCUGGUGCGUCCGAUGACUUGAUUGAGUCAGCACUGGCGGAGAUGGAUCAAGCUGUGCGUACAGGCAAUGCUUCACGUCCCGAAUUAGGCGAUGACUGUGCGGAACCGGAUACUACUGGACAAUCCCUCGGAGGUCCGGAUUCUUACGAUUCGAAUGAUACCACAUGGGUGAACAGGUUUCGACGCACGGGGGGACAUUCUUCGGGAGAGCAAGGUCGAUCAAAGCAUACAUUGGGUCUUGGAGAUGAGAUGAGCCCAACUGAAGGGUCUGUUGCCAGUGCUGUUUCUUCAUUCAUCAGUGGCCUAAAAGAAGGCAAUAAUACGGACCCGGAAAGUAUCAAUAUUACCGAAUUCAUCGAUGCAUUGUCUACGGAUGUUGACGAAUUAAGGAAACGUGGUAACAUGAAAUGCCAAAAAGCAUCGGAUUCUGCUGACGACGAUAUAGACGAUAUGUUGAAUUACAACGUUUAUGGUCCUCAACCUCCACAGCCUACAAGCGGACUGGAUGCCGCUAAACUGCCUGGGGCCAAUGAAGGAUUAGCUCUCGGGGAUUUGGCCACGUUGACCGUAGCAAAUGACCUUGAAUCGGGUGCAGAUGGAGAAAACUGUGACGCUGUCGGUGUCACACGCGGUGAAUUUGAUCCCAAUGUUUCUGGGGGUCAUUCUGGUAUGACGAACGAAGGUUCAGGUUCCAUGGUGGGAACGACUACUGGUCCAACAACCAGUUCUGGGCAUCAAACUUGGCAAGCGCGGUACACGCUUCGCGGUCAUUUAGACGGAAUUCGCAGCGUAGCUUUUCAUCCCACCGAGAGCGCUUUAUACACGGCUGGUGAAGACGGUUGUGUUAUGUUAUGGAAUCUGUCUAAAAGUGGUUCUGUUAUGCCGAGUGCUGGUCCAGGCAGAGCUGGUGCUGGUCGAGGGGUUUCUAGUCCUAUGGCUGAGUUAGAACCUGUUCAUGUAUAUUGUGGUCACGAUGGUGCGGUUCUGAGUGUGGUCACACCAAGUGCAGCCAUGGCAGCAUCUUCGAACGUAACUGCUUACACGGGAGGUCUGGAUGGAACCGUGCGAGCUUGGCGUUUGCCUGCUGUAUGUAACACCACUGGAGUCAUUGACUUGUAUGCCCCGCAUGAUCUGGAACAGGAAAACGGACCUGUUCUGAGAGGUUCACGAGGCGCGGUUUGGGCUUUAGCUGUGCACCCGUCUCGUCCACUGCUUACCGCUGCUCAUGCCGACAAUGCGAUCGAAUUCUGGUCCACACUGGAAUCAAGCGAAUCAAUCUCCACGCCCACAUUUACUGUGCAUUUGGAUCGUGUGUUCAAGCCAGCCGGUACGGAUAUCGAACCAUUGGGUCGUCCUACCUGUUUACACUAUUUGGUUAAUCGACCGGAUUCUGUCGGGUCUUCUCAGUGUUUGAUAGGCACAAGCACUGGAUGGCUGUUCCUGUUGGAUGUUGAAACCGGUCAGAUCGUUAGUCAGUGCGCUCCGCCUCCUAAAAGUCCAUCAUCAGCGGUAACAAAAACCACCGGUGGGUUUAACCAGAGUAGAUUGUUAACUUAUGGACGAUUGUCUACUUCCCUACGGCUACGUACUAAUCUCUUACUGGAUCAUGUGCAAGCCUUUUGCAUGCCACAUCCGGUAGAUAUUGCAGAUAUUGGACCAGGUUAA
Molecule: messenger RNA, 2259 nt
Organism: Echinostoma caproni
Lineage: Eukaryota; Metazoa; Platyhelminthes; Trematoda; Plagiorchiida; Echinostomatidae
Source: the annotation of a GenBank genome assembly